This is a messenger RNA of Aspergillus lentulus, 390 nucleotides long. RefSeq lists its product as uncharacterized. The record is from RefSeq and is a predicted model, not a curated record. NCBI's taxonomy places the organism in Eukaryota, Fungi, Ascomycota, Eurotiomycetes, Eurotiales, Aspergillaceae.
AUGGGUCCUUUUGCGGACUCAAGGGAUUUCUAUGCCUUUCUCUUCAGCCCGGCCUCUCCUCAUGGCUUUGGUUCAACUGUAGAGUACGAGGAAGCAUUGUCGUGUGCGAAGAAGAUUCAGCAACGUUCCCAUUGGAUAACAUUUAACCACGGGGAUUUCAAGGCUCAUAACAUCCUUGUCGAUGAGGAAGAGCAUCUGUCUGGGUUUCUGGAUUGGGAGUCUGCGGGCUGGUAUCCUGAAUACUGGGAGUAUACAACAGCAAUGAUGUUCGGAAAAGAUAGUUGGUGGUUUCAGGCGGCUUCGUGGAUGGGAGGAGACCAGUAUCUUGAGGAAUUAGCCUCUGGCGUCGCCUUGAACUUGCUGACGGUCGAUUCCUACAUUGCCUUUUAG